GCGCCGUUAACUCCUUCCUUCCCUCUCACUGAACAAAGUUCAUUCUUUUUUAUUUUCUGAUUUUAUUGUAAUCAAUCUUCAGUUUCCGAAUCGAAGAGAAAAUUCAAAGAUGUUCGAGCCGCAACAUUUCAUGGAUUUGCAAGAAAAUUCUGGUUUCGGGGAUCAGAACUCCUGGUUAUCGGGAGAGGUUGGCUCGUCUCCGACCCACCGCCGAAUUCAGUCUUCACUAGCUAAUUCCGCCGGGAGCGGCAAUGUCGACCGCGUCCUCUACAACGACCUCGUCGAGAUGAUCCCUCUUGUUCAGUCCCUCAUCGAAAGGAAAGCUAGAAGUUCGUUUACCCGGCGUGGUUCAAUGAUCUACACCAAGACACCUUCAAGGGAAUCCUUAUCCCGAAAAGCAGCUGAACCAAGGGGAAGGACUGCCUUGCAGUCUAUUCCCAAAAAGAAAAAGGACCAAGCAGACAGGGACCAAUGUAAAAAUCUUAGCAAUAACCAAGAUGGUGACAGCUUCUCAAUCUUUUCCUCAAGGGCUAUGGCAACAGAGAAUGAAGAUGAAGAGUUAGCUACAUUAAAGGAAAAAUUGGAGGAUUUGCAAAAUAAAUUAGUGGAAAAGGACGAGCUUUUGAAAUCAGCAGAGAUUUCAAAGAAGGAGGUGAAUGAUAUUCAUGCCAAAUUUGAGGAAUUAAGAUGCCAGACUGCAGAAAAGGACUCUUUAGUGAAGUCAAUUCAGUUACAACUCUCUGAUGCAAAGAUUAAGCUUGCUGACAAACAGGCUGCCUUGGAGAAGCUGCAGUGGGAAGCAAUGACAUCUAAUCAAAAAGUGGAGAAACUCCAAGAAGAGUUAGACUCCAUGCAAGGGGAAUUUUCAUCAUUUAUGCAUAUAUUUGAAGGUUUGACAAAGAGUCAUUCCAAUAUAUAUGCUGAAGAUUAUGAUGUUGCUCCAUAUCAUUUGGAUCGUCUUCCAUAUAUUGAUGACAUGGAUGACAUGGAGAUGCAGAAAAUGGAGAAAGCAAGACAAGCUUAUAUUACAGCCAUUGUUGCUACAAAAGAGAAGCAAGAUGAAGAAUCUCUUGCUGCUGCAGCCAGUGCAAGGUUGUAUCUUCAAUCCCUUGUUUUCAGGCAUGAAGGUUUGAACCAUGAAAAUGUUGGGAUGUGAUAAGCCGUGUUUGAAGUGUUGCAGUGCAGCUCCUUCUGGAAUUAACUUAUAGGUUUCACGCUGUAGUACCUACUGUAAGUUCUCUCCUUCCUUUCCCCCCUCGUCUUUUACCCUUUUCACUAUUCUUUUUUGUUGGCUGAUUCUGUGACGUCCUCUUCGCAAGGUAUAUCCCACAUUUCCAUUGUUUAUGUGGCUUUUAUUUUAAUAUGUUUAGUAAAGUCAAGCACUUGCAGUAUGUUUGGGUUGUUGUAUGUAUACGAAUGAAAUUUCCAUUGAGCAGUUUAGAGUCUACCUCAUUACCAUACACCUCUCUCUGAAUCUCCCGCUGUUUUGUUAAAUUAAAUCUGAAAAUUAGG
Molecule: messenger RNA, 1512 nt
Organism: Rubroshorea leprosula
Lineage: Eukaryota; Viridiplantae; Streptophyta; Magnoliopsida; Malvales; Dipterocarpaceae
Source: the annotation of a GenBank genome assembly